Molecule: messenger RNA, 1557 nt
Organism: Salpingoeca rosetta
Lineage: Eukaryota; Choanoflagellata; Craspedida; Salpingoecidae
Product: ULK/ULK protein kinase
Exons: 13
Coding region: 109-1557 (482 amino acids)
Biological process (GO): peptidyl-serine phosphorylation; autophagy; protein autophosphorylation
Cellular component (GO): cytoplasm; autophagosome
Molecular function (GO): ATP binding; protein serine/threonine kinase activity
Source: RefSeq, a predicted model, not a curated record
CGGGCGCAAGCGACGGUACACAAGACCCACUAACACAAACAUAAACACACACAUCCACCAACACAAACAUAGACACACUCACACACACACACACAAACACACACACACAUGCAUACACAUACACACACACACAGGAUGGCUUUGUUACAGCGGUUCGAGGAGUUUGUGUUCGAUGAGCGGCUUGGAGCUGGCACAUAUGGGGUUGUGUUUCGGGCUCACUCAGAGCGCACCCCAGAAGCGCCACCCGUGGCUGUCAAAUGCGUUUCGCGCGAUCGCCUUAACAAGAAGGCCGAAGAGAACGUGAUGAUGGAAUGUCAGCUGCUGCAAGGACUUCGACACCCCAACAUCGUGCAAAUGCUUCGCUAUGCGGCGGACCCAAACUUCCUGUACAUUGUGAUGGAGUUUUGCUCUGAAGGCGACCUGUCGCAGAUAUUGAAGCAGAAACACAGGCUUGCGGAGGGUGAGGCGCGGUUCUUCCUGGGUCAGCUGGCCAGCGCCCUUGAGUAUCUUCACGAUCGCCAAAUUGCACAUCUUGACCUGAAGCCGUCCAACUUGCUCAUCUACCUGCGUGGAACGCGUCAAUUCCUCAAGUUGGCCGAUUUUGGGUUUGCGUGUCGGAUUGGAGAAGACAGCUUCCACGAGUCGCUGCGUGGGAGUCCGCUGUAUCUGGCGCCGGAGAUGUUGUGCGACAAGAAGUACGACGCACGUGCGGACCUGUGGUCUGUUGGUGUCAUCUUACACGAGGUGCUGUUUGGCCGUGCGCCAUUCCACUCGGAGACAUACCUGGAGCUUAUCAAGAAGAUCACGUCAAAGUCAAGCAUCAAGCUUCCACCCCAGCCGUCUGUCUCCUCGGACUGCCGCGACCUUGUGCUCAAACUCCUGCAACGAAAUCCAGACAAGCGGAUCACCUUCUCCGACUUUUUCAAGCACCCGUUUGUUGACCUGGACCACGUGCCAUCGCAUCUCAGCCUCGCAAAGGGAAGGGAGAGUGCGCGACAUGGCCACGAAUUUGAGCGCUCAAACAUGCUGAAGCGUGCAUUGGACUGCUACUGCGAUGCUGCCCCGCACCUGAUUGCUGCUGCCUGCUUCGAAACAGAUGUUCAACAGGAGCAAAAGCUCUUCAAAGAGGCCGAGGAAGCCAUCACCAAAGCGGAGGAGCUCAAGGCAAAACUUCGGCGCAGUCUUGGCGCAAACCAAACGUUCCUCGCAUCAGCCCCACCAGAGAUGGGGUCCGACCUCGUCGUAUCGCUCGUGCAUUCUCCCGAACUCACACACGACCUGCGCCAAGCCUUCAGAACGGCAUUUGAAUCGCUUCACAAGGGCUUUCGGUAUGACGAACAACAUGAGUACGAGCUUGCGGGAGCGCAAUACGAACUUGGCAUCGAACGUCUACUGGAAUGCGUGAAAGGAAAUUACGGGCCGCCACCGAAUCGACCGCUCCAGGAACAGCUGUACUCGGUCAUUGAGCGCUACCUUGCUCGACUGGAAGAGAUCAAAACCCAGGCGCGCGACACGGGGCGAAGCCGGAUUGCUGCUCGCGAAUGCUGCAUCUCAUAG